Sphaerodactylus townsendi is the source of this 3929-nucleotide messenger RNA. It is a transcript of the gene ARHGEF9, whose product is annotated as Cdc42 guanine nucleotide exchange factor 9. Lineage: Eukaryota; Metazoa; Chordata; Lepidosauria; Squamata; Sphaerodactylidae. Gene Ontology annotation, molecular function: guanyl-nucleotide exchange factor activity; protein binding. The record is from RefSeq and is a predicted model, not a curated record. The transcript is spliced from 11 exons. Bases 516 to 2090 code for a protein of 524 amino acids.
CCGGCCGGCCAUGCUGCCGCCGCUGCCUGUGCCGGGCUCGUGCGCCGCCGGGCGCCGGGGCUGAGCGGGGCCGCGUGGCGUGGCCGAGCAUGCUGGCUGUAUGGACAGUGUGGCCGAGCAGAGGCUGACCACCGCCAGCCUGCCGGCCCCGCACCUGGAGCACUACAGCGUCCUGCACUGCACCAUGACCUUGGACGUGCAGACGGUGGUGGUCUUCUCCGUCAUCGUCCUCCUCCUCCUCGUCAACGUCGUCCUCAUGUUCUUCCUGGGCACCCGCUGAGGAGGGGGGGGGGCACCCGACCGACCGACCGACCGACCACCGCCCGCCCGCCCGCCCAGGACCGCGGGCACCCCACCCCCCGAGAGGGACUCGGCCCGCGCGGCCGCCGACUGAGCGGGCAGCAGCGAGACAGGAGGAGGAGGAGGAGGAGGAGGAGAGCGGCCCCGACGCGCCAUGGCCGCCCUGUGAGCUGGAUGACGGUGGUAUUCUGUACACAGCCCAACUGCUGUGUAUAAUGACCGAAGGAAAAUUGCCAAAAAUCAAUCUGAUCAGUGGCGGUUCUAUUGUAAGUGCUGAGGCAGUAUGGGAUCACGUCACCAUGGCCAACCGGGAGUUGGCGUUUAAAGCAGGAGACGUUAUCAAAGUCCUGGAUGCCUCCAACAAGGACUGGUGGUGGGGUCAGAUUGAUGACGAAGAAGGAUGGUUUCCCGCCAGCUUCGUGAGGCUAUGGGUUAACCAAGAAGAUGGCGUUGAGGAAGGAACUAGCGAAGUACAGAAUGGGCACUUGGACCAAAAUGCUGCUGACUGCCUCUGUCUCGGUAGAACUCUUCAGAACCGAGACCAGAUGAGAGCCAAUGUCAUCAAUGAAAUCAUGAGCACCGAGCGCCAUUAUAUCAAACACCUGAAGGACAUUUGUGAGGGCUAUUUGAAGCAGUGUCGGAAGAGAAGGGACAUGUUCAGUGAUGAACAGUUGAAGGUCAUCUUUGGCAACAUUGAGGACAUCUACAGGUUUCAGAUGGGCUUUGUAAGAGAUUUGGAGAAACAGUACAACAACGAGGACCCCCAUCUCAGUGAAAUUGGGCCGUGUUUCCUGGAGCAUCAAGACGGCUUCUGGAUCUAUUCUGAGUACUGUAACAACCACCUGGAUGCAUGCAUGGAGCUCUCCAAGCUGAUGAAGGAUGGCCGGUACCAGCACUUCUUCGAAGCCUGUCGGCUCUUGCAGCAGAUGAUCGACAUCGCCAUCGACGGGUUCCUUCUGACCCCUGUGCAGAAGAUCUGCAAAUACCCCUUGCAACUGGGAGAACUGCUGAAGUACACUGCCCAGGAUCACAGUGACUACAGAUACGUUGCUGCCGCCCUCGCAGUCAUGAGGAAUGUGACUCAGCAGAUCAACGAGAGGAAAAGGAGGCUGGAAAACAUUGACAAGAUCGCUCAGUGGCAGGCCUCAGUCCUGGAUUGGGAGGGGGACGACAUCUUGGAUCGCAGCUCUGAGCUGAUCUACACAGGGGAGAUGUCCUGGAUUUAUCAGCCUUACGGACGAAGCCAACAGCGCGUCUUCUUCCUCUUUGACCACCAGAUGGUUCUCUGCAAAAAGGAUCUAAUAAGAAGAGAUAUCCUGUACUACAAAGGACGCAUUGACAUGGAUCGAUAUGAAGUCUUGAAUAUCGAAGAUGGGCGGGAUGAUGACUUCAAUGUGAGCAUGAAGAAUGCCUUCAAACUUCACAACAAGGAGACGGAGGAAAUGCACUUAUUUUUUGCCAAGAAGCUGGAGGAGAAACUGCGGUGGCUGAGAGCUUUCCGGGAGGAGAGGAAGAUGGUACAAGAAGAUGAAAAAAUAGGCUUUGAAAUUUCUGAAAACCAGAAGCGACAGGCCGCCAUGACAGUGAGGAAAGUCAGUAAACAAAAAGGUGUCAGCUACUCUCGGUCGGUUCCUCCAGCCUACCCACCACCCCAGGACCCAUUAAAUCAGGGACAAUACAUGGUGACCGACGGCCUAGCCCAGCCCCAGGUCUACGAAUUCACCGAACCCAAACGCAGCCAGUCACCAUUCUGGCAAAACUUCAGCAGGUUAACGCCAUUCAAAAAAUAAUAUAUAGAGUGAGAUGGAGAAUUUUAAAAAUAAAGAAAAAAAAUUAAAAAUUAAAAAAUUAUAUUUAUAGAUGGACCUUUUUUGGAGAAGCACUGUCGCAAUUUUAAAAAAUAUCAUAUAUGUGUGUGUGUUUGUAGAUAUCUAUAGAUAUAUAGCUAUAUAAAUAUAUAUAUGUAUAAAUAUAUUCAGACACAUACACAUAUAUAUGUAUUUGUUGAUAUGUGUAUAUAUAUAUACAUACACACACACACACACACACACACAUAUAUAUAUAUAUAUAUGUAUAUACUGAAGGACCAAAAAUGUUUUUGUUGUUAUUUUUGGGACGCAGUCUCUCUACCUUAUUCCAGGAAGUACCGAUGACUUCUCAAUCAUGUAACCCGCUUUAUUUUGGCACCAUUGGAAUCAUUGUUGUUGCUGUUAUUCUUUAUUUUACUUUGUGUUUGUGUCAAAAUUAUCUCCUGGGAUUAUUUGUUGUUUGUUGUGUAUCACUCUUCUAACAUGUUCCAACCAGCGUCGAUUUCCUUUCUAAGCAUUUUAUUUAUUGACUUAUCUUCUCUUUGAAGGAGAUGGGCCCAGGGGAAAAAGGACUCUCUUUUUUCCAUCUCAUUCCCACAGCCUGUCACGGGCGCCACCUGCUCCCCAUCCCACCUUGGGGCCACCUCUGUCUGAUCCUCAUUCACUUCAGAGGAACAUGCUCAGACGGUGUACCUGGGGUGGUGUGAGGAGGCGGAAUUGCACUUUGAAUGUUCUGGUGGUGGUUGUUUUUUUAAAGAAAAAAAAACAAGCUGCAUUUUUAUUUCCCAGCAUUCUUCUGUUCUGAAUCCAUGCACUGCAAUACUUCUGUUGGCUAGAGGGGACAGCACGCAUGAGGCCCUGCUGUUGUGCCACUGCUAUUCCUUUUCCUGAAGAAAUGGAAGAUGAAAAGCAGAGCGGCCCGGCAGCUUGCGCCCCAACCAUGUGGAGAGAAUGGGAACCCAGUUGUUAUGCCUCUUUGGCUGAUAUCAUUCUUGUUAUUAUAGGUUUUGCCUUCCUGUUAUGUGGUUUGAGCAUAAUGUUUUCAUUUCCCCCUCUAGUAAUAUUAUUAUGAAGGUCAUUCUGAGUUGGAUUGUGUAUUUUUGUUGUAAAUGGGGUUUUCUUUUCUUCCUUUUUUUUUCUUUUUGCAUUGGGCAACUGCCACAAGAAAUGACCAAGGUGCUACAUUUGCACAACCUGCAGACUCAAAGGAUUUGCAGAAAACAGGCCACGAGUCCACAGCCCGUAUCCUGGCUUAGAACCAAAUUGGCUCUCAGCUUCUAAGGAAUUCUGCUGGAUACGGUGCCUGAUACGUGCCAGAGAUUACAGAGAUUUUGGGCCCAGUGAAGCUAAACCAUGAAGUCCUUCUUCUCUGCCUUAUUUCACCCGUCCCGAGCUUUAUCCUCAAGUCCUUCAAGUACCGAGCACAGCAUUAGCCUUUAACAACAAGCUAUUUGCUGAAGGACGAUUGCCUUAGUAAUCCACCUGCUUGACUGGUGGUGGAUGAGAUUUGUGGAAGGAGCAAAGUGCGAUUGACUUACCAGUGUCAGCAACAUUGCUUUGGAUAAAGAAAUACAUACCAAGUUGCUUGGUGCUUCGGUUCUGAAUCCAUGCACUGGUUAGUUGGGAAAAGCAAGAUCGUUGUCACUCUCAAUGGACUGUGAGGAGGGGCUCUCCCUCCCUCCCUCCCUCCCCCCCUCUCAUAUUCUUUCCCUCCCUCUCUCCUUUACUCCACAUUCUCCAGAAAGAGCUGCAUUCCCCAAAGAUGUGAAUCAGCUCAGUUACACUAGACCAGUGGUGGCAAACCUUUGGCACUCCAGGGGU